AUGGCUACUAAGUAUGACAAUAGAGAAUUGGUUCUAGUCGUCAAAAGCGACAAGUUUAUGAAUAAGACUAUAGUAUUUCAUACGCAAUCACUUCAGGAGGUUGAGUAUGACGUUUAUUUAGCACAAGUUGGUGAUUGGUAUAGGUAUGAUGGGAACUUUGAGCCGGCGGUUGUUCCUGUUAAGUCUGCUGUGUAUGCUGCAGCUAAUGGGGAUACUAGAAUAGAGGUAAGUUUUUGUUUUUUGUUGUUUUUGAAUUUAGGACUGUUUUUUUUUUGGAAUGAGGAUGUUAUGGAUGAAUUUUUGAAGUAUUUGGGCUAGAAACUAUGAAAGAUUUAGUAAUGUGCUUCAGAAAGCUUUUCUAUAUAUUUCACAAUAUUUUUAAAAUUUAGAUUUGUUAAAAAAAAGUAAAACGAUAUUAUUUUAGGCUAAAAUAUUGGACGAAUACUUAGGUACUAUUAUUGUUGCAGUUUUUGCGAAUUAUUUUCGAUUUAAACUUGAUAAACUGCUUCCAAACCAAUUCAUAACGCUAGAAUAAUUUAUUCUUAAGUUUUUUCAGUUGACUAUGAAGAAAAAACCAUUAACAAGAUGUUGUUUUAGAUAGAAACAUUAGGCAUAUACAUUGGACAACCAGAUGUGAGUAUUGUGAUAGAUGCGGAUGUACGACAUUUUUUGUUUUCUCCAUUAUUUGGACGUAUUGGUAUAGCGUUUGAAUAUCCAUUAACACCUGGAAAGUUAUAUCAAAUUAAGGCUGUUUAGUAAGUUUUUAUAUGUUGUAGUAGAUCAUAAACCCAGAUUUUGUUUGAUCAAUGGAUUUUUAUAUGUUUAUGGGUCUUGAAUUGAUUUUUUUGUUUGUAGAAGGUUUAUAGUGUGGAAGAUUGUUUUAUUUAUCGUUGUUGACGUAUUAAUUUGACCAUAUUUAUUUUCAGCAUACCCAAUCACGACAUUUUCUUUUUCCGGUAUCUGAGAAAAACUGAAGCUUGCUUCUUUUUAACGUUUAAGAAUGGAAUCAGCGAGAUAAAGGUAGGUUAUACUAAGAGAUUGUUUUAACUUGUAGCGCGUUAAUUACAAUAAUGUGGGUAAAGCGCUACUUUAGGACAUAUAAUAUGAGUAAAGCGUUACUUUAGGACAUAUGUGAUCAUUACUUUGCCGACAUGAUGGAUUAUGUUGAAUUGAGAAUAGAAGAAUGCCGAACAAAUCUAGUUGCCGUUGCUACACAUCCGUCAAUGGCUUCGAAAGUUUUAACUUAUGCAAAAACACCUGGUCUCAUUAUGGGUAGCAAGAUCAAAGCUUUGUUAUGGUAGGUUUUGUCAUUUCUUUGUUUUUCUUGUUUUUAGAUAUUGGUAGGGUAUUCAACAUGAUCUUUUGAUUUCAAACUUGUCGAACUUUGCUUAAUUCGCACUGUUCUCACAAAAAAAAAUUUUAACAAAUUUAUUAAAGUUUUUCAGUUGUCUCCGUGUAACCAAAGAUAAACGCCUUUAUGUAGCCGUCGAAGUGACAAAAGCUCCAAGUCGCUUCGAAGUUGUUGUUAAUCCCGAUCCUCAAGUGCCAAAACACAUCGUGCCGAAACAAACGGACUAUGUGGAAGAACUGAUUCAACAGUUUUCUGUUCAGGACGAGAACAAACCACUCCCAGUUCAGUCCAACCCCAAAUAUGAUAGCGAAUUCCCUGAUCUCAUUUCUAAUACUCCUAAACCCACGCCAGCCGCCAAACCCGCUUGGGACAUUGUGACGAAGAAGAAGGGCCUAAAAUUGAGUACGUCGAUGCCUAAGCAACAGGAAAUCAUCAAAAUGCCAGAACCCAUCGUCAGCUGGGAUCAUAUCGGCUUCAAUGACACGUUUUGUGGAUUGGUAGUUUCAGUCGAUACCCAUCAGGACAUGUUCUAUAUUUACUGUCCCGAAAUUCCAAAUGAACUUUCGUUGAUCAAUGUCAAGGGGAAAUUGUCUGUCGCUGAAUGGGUUUACUUUAGAAUCACACAGGACACAAGGUAAGCAUGGGUAAUGUGUUCAAAAUUGUUGUUGUGUGUAAUAUUGUAAAAAUGACGAUAAGAGAUUAUGGCAGAUGUAUUGUUUUUAAAACUUGGGUUGUAGUAGCGCAGAGGGUGCCGCAGUAUUUCUACGUUAUAUGAGAAGGGAAAGGUUGUUCUUUAAAUUUUGGUAUAAAUUUUCACAACUUAUAUAUUUAGCAAUAUUAUAGACAGCUAUGUGUACAGAAGGUAUAUCUGAAUGAUAUAAAUUGACUAUUAUUUAUAGUUAAACUGGAUAAUGUUACGUUUUUAGAAGGAAGGUGUUCAGUGGAGAGUUUAUCAAGAAAUGCCCACCGACUGAAGCUAAAUAUAAGGUGAUCCCAACUGCAAUGAAAAACUCCGUUUCUGUAGGUUUUUUAAAUUUAAAAUUUUUUUUGUAUGAUUGCGCCGAAGACAGUCCAAAACUCAAAUUUUAGCCAGAUGGUCCAAAAUGUCCGAAUUUUAGGUGAAAUGCGAACUCAGCAUUCCAAACGACUUUGACGCCGACAAAAACCGUCUCAUCACAACCAACUUUGUGCCUCGAGUUCUCGGACACGGCAUCAAGAACAGCCAGCGGAAUAAACGCCUCUCCGGCACCAUUGUUCGCACCAAAUCCACCGGCGAAGAGGAGAAAUAUAAGAACGUGUACUGGGUCAUAAACAGGAAUAGUUGA
Bursaphelenchus okinawaensis is the source of this 2676-nucleotide messenger RNA. The record is from the annotation of a GenBank genome assembly. Lineage: Eukaryota; Metazoa; Nematoda; Chromadorea; Rhabditida; Aphelenchoididae.